Chironomus riparius is the source of this 540-nucleotide messenger RNA. The record is from the annotation of a GenBank genome assembly. NCBI's taxonomy places the organism in Eukaryota, Metazoa, Arthropoda, Insecta, Diptera, Chironomidae.
CUGACGGCAAAACUGAAAAGCUUUGGAAUUUUUAAGCAGUUCUUUUCAUUCACAAAAUUCAUUAAAACAAAAAAUAUUAAAAUGACAAACUAUUCCGAAGAUCAACUUGCUGAAUUUCAAGAAGCAUUCAACUUAUUCGACAAUCGAGGAGAUGGAAAAAUCCAACAGCAACAGAUUGGCGAAUGUCUUCGUGCCUUAGGACAAAAUCCUACCGAAUCGGAUGUUAAAAAGUUCACUCAUCAGUUGAAGCCUGAUGAGAGAAUAUCCUUUGAAGUGUUUCUUCCAAUUUAUCAAGCGAUUUCAAAGCAACGCUCAGGUGACACAGCCGAUGAUUUUAUUGAAGGCUUACGUCAUUUCGAUAAGGAUGCAAGCGGUUUCAUCAGUUCUGCUGAACUUCGACAUUUAUUAACAACACUCGGAGAGAAAUUGAGUGACGAAGAGGUCGAGCAGCUACUUUCAAAUCAAGAAGAUUCGCAAGGAAAUGUAAACUAUGAAGAAUUCGUCAGAAUGGUUUUCCGGCAUAAUCAACAUGAUGUUUAA